Molecule: messenger RNA, 2207 nt
Organism: Pygocentrus nattereri (red-bellied piranha)
Lineage: Eukaryota; Metazoa; Chordata; Actinopteri; Characiformes; Serrasalmidae
Gene: abi3a
Product: ABI family, member 3a
Exons: 11
Coding region: 51-1613 (520 amino acids)
Cellular component (GO): lamellipodium
Molecular function (GO): SH3 domain binding
Source: RefSeq, a predicted model, not a curated record
AGAAGCAGCCAGAGGGCUUUCCGGAGUUGCUCUUUGCGCCGUGCGUCGCGAUGAAGGACCAAAACUGCACCGAAGAAGUCGCCAAGAUCCUCCAAGAGGCUCCCACCGAUCGGCGAGCCCUUCUGGACAACUACAACAACCUGCACAAUGUGGCCAAGUACUGCGAGGACAACUACCUUAAGGCUGGCGCUGAUGCCACUAAAGCUCUCGAGGAAACCAAGGCCUUCACCGCUCAGUCUCUGGCUAGCGUGGCCUAUCAGAUCAGCGCGCUAGCUUCCAAUGUGCUCAAACUGCUGGAUGCCCAGAGCUCGCAGCUCCGCCAGAUCGAGUCCUCUGUCAACAUGAUUGGACUGACGGUGGACAUGCACAGGGAGAAAGUGGCCCGCCGAGAGAUUGGCGUUUUUACCGCAGCAAAGAGAUACACGAGGAGCAACAAAAUCAUCCCACCAGCAGGGGGAAAAGAGCCCAAACCCAAAUACAGCCGCACACCCAUCUCGUACACUGCACUGGACUCGCUCGGCCAUGGCAUGAAGGACUCCAAGAACCCACAGGAAAGAACGGCCACCAUGAAGCGCAAGCAGAGCGGCACGCUGGGUAGGAACAGUCGGCCUGCAGAGCCUGUACAGUGUCCAGUGGCGCCUACUUUGUCCCGGGGAGUGUCUCAAACUUCUCUUAGUGAUAAAUCUGUCACGUCCAGUUUCGGUAAAGCCGUACCACCCCCGGUGGUGCCCAACUGGCCUACGUCCCCCGAAGCUGAUAUCAUCACCAGUCUGCUGGACGAGGGACCCCCACCUCCUCCCCUGCCACUGGAGGGAGAGACACCGAGCGAACCUGAGGUGUGCGCCCCUCCACCCCCGCCACCUCCGUUGGACUCCUGCGACCUCCUGCCGCCCCCACCGCCACCCCCUGCAGUGGAGACCGACUCUGCUGACGUGAGCAGCAUUCCCCCACCUCCGCCAGCCCCUCCACUGGAGACAGUACCAGAGGAGAACAGUUUGCCUCCUCCAGAAUGUCGUGGUGAUCUUCUGCCUCCUCCAAACAGUGAUGGCCUGCAGCUUCCUGCUCCUCCACCUCUACCUGGAGAGGAAAACGGAGAAGUUCGUCGCUCUCGACGCUCCAGAACUCGUCUGCCCCCCAGCUCGCGCUCUCUCUCUCUGAGGCUCCGCCGGGGUCCCGCAACACGUUGCCUCUACACUCACUCACUCUACCUGCCCUCCACACGCUCACUCAUGAUUCCCCCGCCCCCUCCAUAUCCUCCUCCCAUGGCUCCGCCCGCCUCUCUGAGCCCGCUGUGCCGGAUCCCUGCCCGCCUGCAGCACCUGGACCUGGAGAUUCCUGCCCCUCCGCCACCUGUGCCCAUGGACUGCAUGGACGGCUUCGAUGAUGUUCCUCCUCUGCCUCCGCCGGUGGACUACGAUACCUCCGCACCUGCCGAAUACCUGGAGAAAGUGGUGGCACUGUACAGCUAUGACACAGGCAAGCCAGACGACUUGGCCUUCCAGACUGGUGACAUAAUCUACCUGACUAAGAAGAACGACAAUGGCUGGUAUGAGGGGGUCCUGAAUGGUGUGGAGGGAUUUUUCCCUGGAAACUACGUGCAGACCACCAGCUAAGUGACCACAUCAGCGUCCAUGGCCAUGUGGGACUGCUAGUAGGAUAUUCAGUAAAUAGGGACAGUGCCACAUGCACAAAAACCACAUUUAUAGCGAAUAUUAUUACUUUUCAAGGACAUUUUUAUAGCAGAUGGAUGAUUCAGCAUAUAUAACAUUAUAUAACAGUGCUGGACAACAUUGAUAAUAUUCAAUACCACCAUAUUUUCCAAAUGUAUGACAGUAUUACUACAUUAGUUGAUAUUUAAUUAUGUAUAAAGUAAAUAGGUCCAUGCAUUUGUGUUUCUAAUGCAGUUACAUCAAAAUGACACUGUAUAUUACAUUCUAACCAGCCAGAAAGCACAUUUACUGAAAAGAAACUUACUGUAUCUUUAAUUUAAAUGAUUUAAAUCCGUCCUUUAAUACAAUCUGAAGCACACACUCAAUGGCUUAUGUUAAAGUAAAUCAUCAGCAAACGUCAUGGCAUCAUAUACUCUCAGAAAAAAAGGGUACUAAACUGUCACUGGGGUGGUUCCCUCAAGGGUACAUCUCAGUAUCUUUAGUCAGGGAACAUAACUGAACCAUAAUCCACUGAAAUGAAAUUGUCUGAGCUGUACU